AUGUCUGUCUUGAGAACCAUCAGCAGACCAUUACUGCGGUCUUUCAGCGCAGCCCGCGCCAGAUUUUCUCUGAAUGGUACAGGCGCUGCAUUACUCGUUUCAUUGCCAUCAGGCCAACGGACCUUCCACAAGACAGCUGCGGAAAACAGUUUACUUCCACCUAGAACACAACCAAUACGGAGAGAAGUCUCCCUCGCUAGCCAACAGCCUAUAUCAGGAACGGCUCAGCAUCUGCUGUCAUCUCUCGACACCAUAAGCACUUGGGUCCGCCAAGGCUCUCUGUGGCCGAUGACCUUCGGCCUCGCUUGUUGUGCAGUCGAAAUGAUGCAUCUAUCAACACCACGUUACGACCAAGACAGGCUGGGGAUCAUCUUCCGAGCAUCGCCACGACAGGCCGAUGGAAUGAUCGUAGCCGUGACCCUCACAAAUAAGAUGGCACCGGCAUUAGGACAGGUCUAUGAUCAAAUGCCGGAGCCCCGCUGGGUUAUUAGUAUGGGAAGUUGCGCCAACGGUGGCGGCUAUUAUCACUAUAGCUACAGUGUGGUUCGCGGGUGCGACCGUGUAGUGCCUGUAGAUAUAUACGUUCCGGGGUGCCCGCCGACGAGCGAGGCGUUGAUGUAUGGGAUUCUACAGCUACAGCGAAAGAUACGACAGACUAAUUCUGCGCGGAUGUGGUACCGGAAGUAA
Colletotrichum phormii is the source of this 687-nucleotide messenger RNA. RefSeq lists its product as uncharacterized. The transcript is spliced from 2 exons. Gene Ontology annotation, biological process: electron transport coupled proton transport; mitochondrial respiratory chain complex I assembly; aerobic respiration. Lineage: Eukaryota; Fungi; Ascomycota; Sordariomycetes; Glomerellales; Glomerellaceae. Bases 1 to 687 code for a protein of 228 amino acids. The record is from RefSeq and is a predicted model, not a curated record. Gene Ontology annotation, molecular function: quinone binding; 4 iron, 4 sulfur cluster binding; NADH dehydrogenase (ubiquinone) activity.